CGCUGGUCUAAUCUAAUGGGGGGCUAUGGAGCGGUGGCUCCGCCCCUCAGGGAGGGUUUUGGCAGCGAGCGGGGGAGGUGGCGGCAGCGGUCGCGGCACAGCCCGUUUGCGAUUGUCCCUGCUCGCGGCGGCUCGUGCUCGGCGAGAUGGAACGUGCAGCGGCAGGCGCGGAGUUCAACAUCCUGCUCGCCACGGACUCCUACAAGGCAAACAUCUUCCAUUCCACUGCUGCUACCAGAUUUGCAAAGACACAGCAGAACGAAAACUGACCAGUCCUGUCACUUUUCAUUGCUGCUAUUCAAAACCCAGGUUACACAUUAUAAGCAAUAUCCACCUAAUACAAGCAAAGUUUAUUCCUACUUUGAAUGUCGUGAAAAGAAGACUGAGAACUCCAGAUUAAAGAAGGUGAAAUAUGAGGAAACAGUUUUUUACGGGUUGCAGUACAUUCUAAAUAAGUACUUAAAAGGCAAAGUGAUAACCAAAGAGAAAAUCCAGGAAGCCAAAGAGGUGUACAGGGAGCAUUUUCAAGAUGAUGUCUUCAAUGAAAAGGGAUGGAACUAUAUUCUUGAGAAGUAUGAAGGGCAUCUUCCAAUAGAAGUAAAGGCUGUUCCUGAAGGCUCAGUCAUUCCCAGAGGAAAUGUACUCUUCACAGUAGAAAACAUGGAUCCAGAGUGCUAUUGGCUCACUAACUGGGUUGAGACUAUUCUUGUUCAGUCAUGGUAUCCAAUCACAGUGGCCACAAAUUCCAGGGAGCAGAAGAAAAUUUUGGCAAAGUAUUUGCUAGAAACAUCUGGUAGCUUAGAAGGACUGGAGUAUAAACUGCAUGACUUUGGCUACAGAGGAGUUUCUUCACAAGAGACAGCAGGAAUAGGAGCAUCUGCUCACCUGGUAAACUUUAAAGGAACUGACACAGUAGCAGGAAUUGCUUUAAUUAAAAAGUACUAUGGAACGAAAGACCCUGUUCCAGGAUAUUCUAUUCCAGCUGCUGAACACAGUACCAUAACCGCUUGGGGAAAAGACCAUGAGAAAGAUGCUUUUGAACACAUAGUGACGCAGUUUUCUUCAGUGCCUGUAUCUGUGGUCAGUGACAGCUAUGACAUCUACAAUGCUUGUGAGAAAAUAUGGGGUGAGGACUUGAGGCAUUUAAUUGUAUCCAGAAGUCCAAAGGCACCGCUGCUUAUUAGACCAGAUUCUGGAAAUCCUCUUGACACUGUGUUAAAGGUUUUGGAGAUUUUAGGAAAGAAGUUUCCUGUUGUAGAAAAUGCAAAAGGCUACAAGGUGUUGCCCCCUUAUAUCAGAGUUAUUCAGGGGGAUGGCGUGGAUGUCAACACGCUGCAAGAGGAGAUACUGGUAGCACAGAUUGUGGAGGGAAUGAAGAAGAAUAAAUGGAGUAUUGAAAAUGUUUCCUUCGGAUCUGGUGGAGCUUUGCUGCAGAAAUUAACUAGGGAUCUAUUGAAUUGUUCCUUCAAAUGCAGUUAUGUGGUGACCAAUGGCCUUGGGGUGAAUGUCUUUAAGGAUCCAGUAGCAGAUCCUAACAAAAGGUCAAAGAAAGGUCGACUCUCUUUACAUAGGACACCCAAUGGAGAUUUUGUUACAUUAGAAGAAGGCAAGGGGGAUCUUGAAGAAUAUGGUCAUGAUCUCCUUCAUACGGUCUUCAAGAACGGAAAGGUAAUGAAGUCUUACUCGUUUGACGAAGUAAGGAAAAAUGCCAGACUGAAGGACAGUGAACUAGAAGUGGCACCUCAUUAAGUUUAAUUCCAUGUCUCUCUGUGUAAUGAGUAUGUACUGCAUAGCUAACGAGUUUGUUGUACAGAUCUGUGUGUUUGUGUUUUAUGAUACAUUAUAGCCAAAUUAUUUGUUGGUUUAUGGACAUACUGCCUUUUUUCUUUCCUUUUUUGCACCAGUCUUUAGAAAAGAUGAAAUUAGGUAAUGGUCCUUACAAUGUAAAAUCUAUUUCAUGCUAAAGUGUGCUUUUUAGGACCCUUUGCCAGUAGUGAUUCAAUCUGGUAUUGAUCUUUUCACAAAUGAGACAGAGCAGAGAAACAUUUUUAUAUGGAACAGAAUAUUACAAAAUGGAUUUACAUAAAAUUAUCACGCUUACUUUGUUUAUAUUUAACUUGUAUUUUUGUACAAACAAGAUUGUGUAAAAUAUAUUUAAAAUUUCAAUAAUUAAGUCUUUCCAACUUUUCAUGAUUUUUAUGACCACAGACUUCCAAGAAAAUGUUUUGGAGGAAAAAUCAUUGCCUUUUGUCCAUUAAUCAGCAAAUAAACAUGGCCUUAAAGUUUCUUGUGACAUUGUACCAUUUGAAGGUUAAAUCAGGACUUGUACCUACUUAAGACCCAUAGAAUUGCUGACCUCACUGUUCCUUAUAGUUAUCUGUAGUAGUCAUUCUACAUUAAAGAAAAUUACUGUUCUUGCUGGAAUCUUUAGGUACUAUAAGCAUAUAGGCCUCGCUAGCAGCGUAUGGUAUGUAAAUGGAAUGCCAAAUUUGAAAGAAUUCUCUACUGCAACUUGUUUCUUGUCAAGUAUAGUCCACUUGGCAUAUGCACCUCAAUAUUUUAAGAGUAAAGUUUUUAAGAGAUAUCCUCUUCCACUACAGAAUAUACGUGUAAAAUACUGAUAAAUAUGGAAGCGGUGUAUUUUAAAGUGAUUAUACUUCUGGGUUUAUUUUUCAUAUAUUGUAAGCGACAUGACUUUAAAGUGAAAUACUGGACUGGGUAGUGCACUUUUUUACUUUUUGUAUUUUUUUCAUUGAUUUGCCUUUUAUCAGACUGGAUGUUAAAUUGUAUAAAUAUGUUUAACUAUUUUUUGUUAAACAACUUUAAUAAAAUAUUACACUAGACAAACUCCUUUUACGUGACUCUCCCCAGGGGGGACAUGAUACAGAGGGAUAAUUAUGAAAACAAAAGAUAUGAAAGGUACUUUUUAGUCAGCUGUGCUUGAUUUUAUUCACUCUCUGCAUAUGCUUGCUUGAACACCUGCAAGAGGACAAAACUGUCAAUGAUUUUGUUUGACAAACCAUAGCAAGUUUUCAGAUGUUUGUACUGUAGGGUGGCUCUUACGAAAAAAUGAAUCCUUCCUUUUUUUAGAAAAGCAAUGGUUUCUGUAACGACUGAUCAUUGUACAGGUGUUGCAUUUGGUUCUGGCUCUAAUGUAUUAGUAAUUGAUGUUAUAGGGCAAAUGGUUUAGAAGAGAUCAAACAAUUUAGACCAACCACAGAUAAUACAAAACAUACUUUUAUUUGAAGGAAGCUUAAAAAGCCAUACUUUAUUAUUCUUACUGUCACACCAAAAAGGGCCACAUCAAAGAACUUGUAAUGUUUCCAGGAUGUUUCCGGGAUAUGAAGUUAAAACACUUAAGCCCAGUCGCAAUAGUUUGUUUUAUUUGUUUAAAAAAUGUUUUCACUCUUACUGUAUGUGAUUAUACACUUCAGUGAUGUAUCGUUUCAAAAAGUAGAGUUUUAAAGUAAGAUGAUAAACACUGACCUUUCACACCCUGGAUCUGCAUUCUAUUGCUGUUACCCAUAUUGUUCAUAUUUGGUCAGGAAAGAUUUUAACUCCAGAGAUAGGAUUAGUAACAGUUAAAUAGAAUAGAGACUUUCACUCCUCCAUAUGAUCUGUAUUAGAAAAUUUUAUGAUGUAUGGUAUUAAAAAAAAAAAAAAAAAGUUCAUUCUGUACCAAUAAAGAUUUUGAUAACUAUUGACUACCCAUAACUGAUAUUUUUGUAAUUAAAAGCUGGGGAUAUGCUGUAGAAGCACUGUUUUCUUUUUGUCUGUCAUGAAGUACACAAGUGACUGUUUGAUAUUAUAUCUAGAUUUCAGUUUAUUUGGGACUUUUUCUAUGAAUUCCCUAAGCUGUGCAUGUCACUUUCAGAAAGUCAUGUCAUUCAUUUCAAAAUAAUGUUAGUACUUUAAUCACCUGGUGCUAGUCAAUCCUCAACUCUUGCCACCAAGUGUUUGGCAGUUGACAUCCCAGACACCAAAGGGUUGAUAGUGAUGUCAGAUAUAGCCUAUUACUGUGCUUGAACCUUACAAUAUCGUAAUUCUUCCAUACUGAAGCAAACAGCAUGUUUGGGUUUGCUUUAAAUAAUUAGAUUUGUAGCCACUGAGAUUUUAAUUAUCCCCAUUUAAUUAUAGUACAGUGUUUGUAUUUAAAAAUAGGAGUUGGGCGUUUUGUGUUAAUACUCUCAAUAAUUUAUUUGUAACCAGUAUUUAGCAUAAGAAGGAUUCUAUGACUAUUUUUUCCUGAGAUGCAUGGCUAUGAAACUGAUGCUAAAUCUUUUUGUAACAAGAUCCAUCUUAGAAGAUCUGAGGAGAAAAUAGAAAAGUAUUUAUUGUUUUAUUUGCCAAAAUUCAAAACGUAAAGUUUAAACAGUUUUUCUAGUUUUACAUUCCUCAACUUGUUUAGUGGAGAGGAAAUAUUCUUCACUUAAAUCCUAUGUUAAAUGUACUCAACAUUAAAUAUAAAUAUGUAAUAAAAUGGAAAUAAAGUUUUAGUUCUGGUAGUGAAACACUAA
Molecule: messenger RNA, 4517 nt
Organism: Gopherus evgoodei (Goodes thornscrub tortoise)
Lineage: Eukaryota; Metazoa; Chordata; Testudines; Testudinidae
Gene: NAMPT
Product: nicotinamide phosphoribosyltransferase
Exons: 13
Coding region: 16-1749 (577 amino acids)
Biological process (GO): NAD+ biosynthetic process
Molecular function (GO): nicotinamide phosphoribosyltransferase activity
Source: RefSeq, a predicted model, not a curated record